CACCACCAGCAGCACUUACAUAAGCACCGUCAUCAUCAUCUUCAUCAUCGCCUCCAUCAGCAACUGCACCACCACCACCAUCACCUCUCCGUGCCAUGGAGCCGCCAGAAACAGUGUCCGAGCUGCGCCAGAGGCUACUGAAGGGCGUUAAGAAAGAGGUGAAGCAGAUCAUGGAGGAGGCUGUGACAAGGAAGUUUGUUCAUGAAGAUAGCAGCCACAUCAUCACAUUCUGUGCGUCCGUGGAGUCGUGCCUGCUGCACGGACUGCGGCGCCGCGCCGCCGGCUUCCUACGCAGCAACAAGGUGGCAGCGCUCUUCCUCAAGGUGGGCAAGAGCUUCCCGCCCGCCUCCGAGCUGUGCCGCCGGGUGCAAGAGAUGGAGCUGCUGGUGGAGAGCGGCAGCGAUUCGGUACAGAACUUCCUGAGCUCGUUGCACGCGUUGCCGCAGGAUCUUCACAACUUGGCCGUGGAUCCACUGUACAGGAGGGCGUCGGGCCGCGAGCCCAUGAAGCGGCAGACCAGCGCGCAGAAGGGGGCCAACCUGUCUCCCCAGGCAAUCCGCCACCUGUGGGUGCGCACGGCGCUCUUCGAGAAGGUGCUCGACAAGGUGGUGCUGUACCUCGUCGAGAACGCCAGCGUCUACUACGAGAAGGACGCCCUGCUCGCAGACCCCGUGGAAGGACAGCUGCUGGCCUCCUUGUUGGUGGGUCCGUGUGCGCUGGAGUACACGCGCAUGAAGACUGCAGACCACUACUGGACGGAUCCCUCCGCCCAGGAGCUCGUGCAGCGACACCGCAUCCACAGCCCUCGCGGUGGCCGGGCCGAGUCGCCCUCCAAGCGUCCAACGCUGCACAUCAAGAAGCGUCAGUCGAGCGCGGGCAGCGUGUCGGAGGACCGCCCGGUGACGGCCGCCCGCGACUACGUGGAGUCGCUGCACCAAAGCGCUCGCAACGUCCUCCUCUACGGCAAGAACAACGUCCUCGUGCAGCCGCGUGGGGACGUGGAGCCCGUGCCGGGAUACCUGUCCCUGCACCAGGCCGGCGAGCGUCUCACCCUCAAGUGGACCCCCAAUCAGCUGAUGAACGGCAGCAGCCCUGACCCCGAACACGAGAAAAACGUGUUGUGGGACUACGCCAUCACCGUUCACCUGGAGCACAUCGUCUACAUCCACUGCCACCAACAGCCGGAGAGCGGAGGCACCCUGGUGCUGGUGAGCCAGGAUGGCAUCCAGCGACCUCCCAUCCACUUCCCCCGCGGGGGGCACCUCCUCUCCUUCCUGUCGUGCCUGGAGAGCGGCUUGGCCCCACGCGGGCAACUCGACCCUCCCCUGUGUACACACAUGAGCACGGGCGCCGUGUUCCCGCCGCUGCGCAAGCGGCUCGGCAGGUCACACGCGAGCGAGGAGGACCCCUCGCCGUGCCCCCUCGACGGUGCCGCCGUGGCCGCGGGGGUCGCUUCCCACGACGGGGUCCCCGGCCACGGGGACAACGGGGCCCUCGCGCCCACGCUCGCCGACGACGGCGGCGGCGGAGGAGGAGGAGGUGGGGAAGAGGAUGAGGGGGCCGACGGCAACGUGGAGGACGAGGCGGGGUCGGCCGGCACCGACUACGUGUUCCGCAUCAUUUACCCCGGAUACCGCAACGACUUCAUCACCAUUAACUACCACCACUUAUCCAGCAGUUGCAUGGGCUCCCAGGCGGAAAGUAGCGAUGAGGAUGAUGAGGAUCAGGAUGAUGAUGUGGAUGAGAAGGUGUCGGACAGUUGGGGGGCAGCACCAGCCGCUAGGCAUGCUGGGAAGAGCGCCCAGGGGCGGCCUGUGCUGGCCAAUCGGCUUCUGGCCGCCUUGCUCCCAACUUUGCUCUGGCCGUUCCGACCUGCCCAACACGUGACCCCUAACCCCAGUAACUACCCUUCCUUUUCAACUAAGUUAUUUUUUUCGGUGUGCACUGAGCAAGCGUCCUUCUCCUUGGUUCGGUGUUUCGUUUUAAUUUGUGUUAUUUCUCAUAUCCUCGUGUCAAACGCAAAGUCGUGGAAGCCAAGUCUCUGUUCAGGCUAUCGUUGUUCCUCAAUUCGAGAAGCUCCGCUGGAAUGGCGGGUGAGGAUUAACGGUCGACUGGCGGUUGUUGUUUGUUUGUUUGUUGUUAUUGUCCCCGUGGCUUUGGGCUCAGUCUCGCAGGACCUGCUGGAAGUGCAGGCCUCUAACGUGGCCCUCGGCAGCCCCGGCCAGUGCCCGCCGCCGCCGCCGCCGCUCUGGCAGACGGGCGAGGCGAGCCCGAUGAGGCCGUACGCUCCCGUGCCUGGCGUGGCCUCGCCCGGCUCCCCCCCUCUGCCGCCCAACGCGGUGCCCGCCGCCUACCCCGCGCACAUCGCCGCCGAGAGGACUCCACUCAAGAGCCUCUGCGACAACAUGAGGAGACAAAUUCUCUCCCGCGCCUUCUUCGGCUGGCUCGCCUACUGCAGGCACCUGAGCACGGUGCGCACGCACCUGUCCGCGCUGGUGAACACCGACAUUGUGCCGGCGGAUCGGCCAUGCGACGCCAGCAACGGCCUCACCCGGCAGCUCUGGGCUGCCAUGGAGGCCGGCACGGAGGAGGUGAGCGAGACGGAGAUGGUGAGGUUGGUGUACUACGGCGGAGUGGAUCCCUCCGUCCGGCACCACGUCUGGCCAUACCUUCUCGGCCACUACCAGCUGGGAAUGACGGCAAGCGAGAAGCAGCAGGUGGACGAGGACACGCGCGCACGCUUCGAGGACACGAGCGCCGUGUGGCGCGCGUGCCAGGCGGCUGUGCAGGCGCGCGAACGCGAGCGGGAGGCGCUGGGCGGCCACGGGAGGCACGCGUCCGGCACGCGCGCCGCGGGCUCCGCCGGCAGCCCGGGCGGCGCCACCGGCGGCCCGGGCGGCGGCGCCGGCGGAGCGGUGCAGGGAGUGACGGCGAGGAGUCGCGCCGCGUCCUCGCUGGCGGCGCUCGGCCGCCUCUCGAGCUCGGCGGGGAGCCUGGAGGCGCGGCUCCUCCGCUUCGGCGCGUUCGGCUCGAGCGUCAGCAGCGAGUCGAGCGUGCACCCGUGCCUGCCUACUGGCUGCAGUGUGAGCGCCCAGGUGUUUGAGUCGGUAGACGAAGUGGAGACACACGCAGGCCCCGAGGCGUCCACAGCGCUGCAGGAGUGCCUGCCGGACCUGCAGCUCCCUUACGCACCCGGCGAGGACCCCCAGCCCGGCCUGGAGACGCAAGACUCGACCGAUACGCAUGGCACGGGCAGCCACGCGGAGGCGGGGGGCAGCCCGUGGGAGCCCGAGGAGCAAGGCAUGCUGGGGGGCGCGGACGAAGCCGGUUGCCACGGCGAUGGCGAGGCAGUGCCGAGCCCUGGCUUGGGGUCGCCGCCGUCUCAGCCAGAGCCCGACAGCGCGGUUGGAGAUUACACGCAAGAAGAGCUGGACAUGUACGCUAUGAACUUCCAUCGCAUCGACAAGGAUGUUCAUCGGUGUGACCGCAACUUCUGGUUCUUCACUGCGGGGAACCUGGAGCGGCUCCGCAGGAUAAUGUGCAGCUACGUGUGGGAGCACCUGGACGUGGGCUACGUGCAGGGCAUGUGUGACCUCCUCGCGCCGCUCCUCGUCAUCCUGGACGACGAGGUGCUGGCCUACAGCUGUUUCAGCCAGCUCAUGAAGAGGAUGAUCCAGAACUUCCCCCAGGGCGGAGCCAUGGACAACCACUUUGCCAAUAUGCGCUCGCUCAUCCAGAUUUUGGAUUCGGAGAUAUUCGAGCUGAUGCAUCGCAAUGGAGACUACACUCACUUCUUCUUUUGCUACCGCUGGUUCCUGCUGGACUUCAAGCGAGAGCUGGUGUACGAGGACGUCUUCGCGGUGUGGGAGGCCAUCUGGGCGGCCCGGCGCGUCUCCUCCGAGCACUUCGUCCUCUUCCUGGCGCUGGCGCUGGUGGCACGCUACCGGGACAUCAUCCUCGAGAACAACAUGGACUUCACGGACAUCAUCCGCUUUUUCAACGAGAUGGCGGAACGGCACGACGCCCGGCAGCUGCUGGCAGGGGCGCGCGAGUUGGUGCACCGCGUGCAGGCGCUCAUCGAGAACAAGUGAAGCGCGACCCGGUGCCGGCAGCACCAGCAGCAACCGCCCCCACUCGCCACCCACUGCCACCACCGCUGACACCACCACCACCGAGCAGCCGCCUCGUGGGUGCUGCUGCUGCUGCUGCUGCCCCAGGGCGUCCGGGGGUCAAACGCCAAACCGGGGACAAAAACUCUGCCGUCGGAUCCUGCAGGUUUCUCCCAGUGGCCUCACACAAACACGAGGCAGCACCUCAACCACCGGUGGUGUGCAGAUCGGGUGCAUUGCUUUUGGAUAUUUUGCUCGAAUCUGUAUAAUCAUUUAAUGAGAAUAUGAUUAUACAGCCCAGCGUUACCGCUACCGUUUACAUCUCGUGGGUUAAUCCGCGAAUUUCCACUCUCAAGAACAUUCCAAAGUUAUUUUUUUUUUUGCUCAGUAACACCCCCCCCCUCGUCCCUUUUUACCCCACUGCCUUCAAAACAUUCCUUUCACACACGACGCAAAUGUACACGUUCGUGUGUGUGUCGUUAUUUUGGUUUGAUAGUUUUUGUAUAAUUAUUAUUAUUUACGCCCCCUCAGGCCCCAGCCUUGGCCCACACUCUUGUGCACCACCCCCCCCCCUCCCCCAAUACCCUUAGCAAUGCCACCGAGGCCCCGAUAGUGGCAAUGCAACAAGGAGCCAGGGGGUCUUUGUCAGCAGGGCCCAUAGCUCAGACGGGACAAGAAUGCACUGUGUGCUCCAAUUUUCCCGCUGGAGGCUACUACAAACGAGACCUUUUAACGCCCAGGCCCGAGACCUCUUUACGGAGGGCCACGCUCUGGGCCAAGUUUAUUAACGUGGGUCGGGGCUUACGCUCGGAGGGACCCCCCCCCCCCGCAGGGGAUUCUGCGCCGGUGUGGUGGCGGCGCUCCUCCAGUACGCCCGCCGGGGCCUUCGCGACGAGGAGCGGACCUCGCCUUGCCCACGGCUGGCCUGCGCCUGGCCACUCGCCGGCACCACCGUGGUUGACGUGCCGGCAUUGUUGGGUUUUCACUGCAGCUCAGGUUGGGGGGGUGGGGGGGGCAGCACCAAUUAAAGAGCUGGAGCUGCGCACGCCGUAGACGGUGCCGCUCGUCCAUGCCACGGCCGCUCACACGCCCUCUUGCUCGCUCGAUCCAGGGAUGUGGCUCAGGUCACGCUGACCACCGACGCUCACGCACCUCCGAUUAGCACGGUUGGCUGCGUACGAUGCGAAAGACGUCCAACAUGCACACGUACAUACUCUACACGGACACUCAGCCUAUGCCCGGCGCAUCCUACGUCCCCCCCCCCCCCCAAUCUACCCAUCCGAGCCUAAUGCCCACGCACGCACGACCGCAGAGACCACGAAAGUUUCUUAACGUGAACACGCAAAGCUCACUACGGCCAAGUACCGCUCACCGGACUCGCCGCGUGUGCGACGACGAUGCUGGUUUGCACAACUCACUCGGUGCUGGUGUCUCUCAGCUGUGCGUCGCGACGGUCGCGUCUCACGGACGUGGACGGUGUUGGGCCGAGAGAGAGACGCCGGCUUCGCAGGUGCGUGGGUCGGUUCUCCUGGGUUUGGAAGCACGAGGGGGCGGUUCCCUUUUGCGGGGCCCUUUGUAACUCUAUCCUCAGCCCCGGCCACUCCUGUCCCGUUAAUUUGACACACGCUUGAGUGCGAGGGCUCAAAUCUCUUCGAACUCGUCGUUCCCCGUUUGCUGUUUAAGCUCCGCUCCCCGACCUGUCCAUGACUACAAUCUCCCAAAGGUUUCUGCCAAUCAAUGGGAGAGACCCUCUUCCCUUCAACUAACAGAGCUCCCCUGCUGCUGUCCGGGAUUAGCUGAGCCGUUGCUACACCACCCUGCACUCACAGCCCAUCCUCGCCACCGCAAAGGGCAAACCAAGGGCAGUGACCAUGCGUCACACCGCGUAGUCUUGUCAUUUGUACGACCACCAGCUUCCCUGGAGGUGGCUUUGUGCCAAGCUCACCAUAUCACUGGGUCGGGUGGCCUUCCCCCCCCCCCCACUGCCCUUCAAACGUUGCCAAUAUUUGUCCACCCAAAGGAAGCCCUUGGCCAAGGCCACCUGCUAGGAUGCCCAGGGAGGAAAGCCUAGGGUUGGUAGAGAGGUCUGAUGCCAGGGCUAUUCUAAGGGUAACCCACCCCUUUCCCCCGCGAUGUGAGCAGUGUGCAGUGCUGGGUCGCGUUGACACUGGGCUGCUGCUUUGUAGGUCAGCGUCACGCGCAUGUCACGAGGCUUGUCCUAACCUUAGCCUCGUGCCGCGAUCUUCGGCCUGGACUUCAUGGUCUAGUGCGACAGGUCUCAGGCCUUGGCGUAGUGGUCUAGCGUGGGAAGCCUCCGCUUUUCCCUUCUCUUAGAAGAGGCUUCGACCUCAUGUUUGGCUUCGUGUAAUCUGCCUCAGCCUUGUCCUCAGCCUAUUGUGAAAGGUUUUGACCUUUUUCUUGGCCUUGAUUUAAAAAAAAAAACACAGCUCUGUCCUCCAGUACCCAGGCCUUGAGCAUAGACGGAAGUGCGUACGAUGGGAUCUCAGUUCCAUUUCACAGAGCACGCGAUGCCCACAAUUACAGAAUAUGAAGGACCGGUCCACACAAAGAGGAUCUGUUGGGGACGUGAGAGCGCGUGCCUAUUUGUGGAGCCAAACGCCGCAAUGUUAAGCAAAGGGAAGCACAUCAACAUUCCACUCUUAUUAUUAUUAUUGUUCGCUUUCGGGCGAUGAUGGUAUUUAAAAAAUAUAUAUAUUAGAAUAUAUACCAUAGUUGUUUAUUGGAAGUUUAAAAAGAAAAGUUAUCUUUAUAAUGCGCACUGUGAAACUACAAAUUCCAUGCGUUUUGAGCGAUGGCCCACACCGCAGUUUUGCGAGGGGGGCGUAACUUUUUUGCGAGGUUCCGAGUGGCCUCCGUGACCUGCGUGACCUUUGUCAGAGAGCGACGCGGGGAGGGCACAACUGAAUCCCUGACUUCAUGGCUGGCCAAAUGUAGACAAGAGUCUUUGAAAAGGACUAUGCUGUGAAUGUGCAACCGAAGUGGAUUAAAGCGAGGAUAUGCGUGUGGAAAGAAAAUUGGGCAUUUAAUCUGAAGAGGCUAGGUUAAG
This is a messenger RNA of Petromyzon marinus (sea lamprey), 7176 nucleotides long. NCBI's taxonomy places the organism in Eukaryota, Metazoa, Chordata, Hyperoartia, Petromyzontiformes, Petromyzontidae. The record is from RefSeq and is a predicted model, not a curated record.